CUAUAUCUUAACUAAGAAGCAUAACAGAUCACACUCAAAAUCAAAUGUAAAACAUUUAAAAAUGGCUUUGUCAAGUCUUCUGCUGAUGCCCAUCAAACCCUCUCCAAUUCCUUCAUUCCAAUUCCAACAUUCCUCGCUCUUCUCCUCCAGAAAAACCCUAACCCCAAAUCCAAAUCCCAAUCACAGGCCAGCCACCCCACUCAAGAUGUCGACCACGGUCCGGGCGCUGAACCUUCAAACCCUCCUAUCCGAUGCAGUCAACCUUAUUCAGUCCUCCCCUCCUACGUGGCACUCCGCCAUUUUCAGCAACUUCGUCAUCUUCGUUUUGGGUUCCCCGAUUUUGGUCACUGGCCUCUCGCUUUCCGGCAUUGCUGCUGCUUUCUUGCUCGGCACUCUCACUUGGCGCGCUUUUGGCUCCUCUGGUUUCCUUCUUGUCGCCACAUACUUCGUCCUUGGCACAGCAGCAACAAAGGUGAAAAUGGCACAAAAGGAGGCUCAAGGAGUCGCUGAGAAGAGGAAAGGAAGACGAGGACCUGGCAGUGUUGUUGGUUCCAGCACUGCUGGUUGUAUAUGUGCUUUUCUCUCAAUAUUUGGAGUAGGGGGAGUGGCUUAUUCUCGACUUUGGCAAUUAGGGUUUGUUGCCAGUUUCUGUACUAAGUUAAGCGACACAGUUUCAAGUGAGAUAGGAAAGGCAUAUGGCAAAACAACGUACCUAGUUACAACAUUUAAGGCAGUUCCAAGAGGUACUGAAGGGGCUGUUAGUGUUGAAGGAACCUUUGCUGGACUUUUAGCGUCAAUUCUUCUUGCAUUUGUUAGCUGUCUCAUUGGUGAGAUAAAUGCACCUGAAGCUGUUAUAUGCGUAAUAGCAUCCCAAAUUGCUAAUCUUGGCGAGAGCAUAAUUGGUGCUGCGCUUCAAGAGAAGGAAGGAUUUCGAUGGCUCAACAACGACACUGUGAAUGUCAUAAACAUAUCAAUGGGCAGCAUUUUGGCAGUGUUGAUGCAGCAAUUUGUCCUUCAAAACUGGCGGAUGUAACCUUUAUUAGGCCAUUCCCGGCGGGCAUCACUUCGGGUGUCUUGACACUGUGCCAAUGCCAACAAGUGCUUAAAGAAAUCAGUCACUAAAGAAUUGCACUAAGGGCAUUGUAAAGCAUAGUUGUCAAUGUUAGUCAAAACGGUGCAACACUGAUAAUACAAGAUAAAUGUAAAUCUUUUUUCUGUUCUUUUUUCACUCUGUCAUGGUAAAAAAAGUUCCACUUAUUCACUGAAACAUCUCUAUUUUUUUCGAUAAGGUGAAUGUUUAAGUGGUAAAAUAAUCUCAGUAUUGAUUAACUA
Messenger RNA from Humulus lupulus (European hop), 1332 nucleotides. Its product is annotated as protein VTE6, chloroplastic. The transcript is spliced from 5 exons. Lineage: Eukaryota; Viridiplantae; Streptophyta; Magnoliopsida; Rosales; Cannabaceae. Gene Ontology annotation, cellular component: chloroplast inner membrane. The record is from RefSeq and is a predicted model, not a curated record. The coding region runs from base 62 to 1033 and encodes 323 amino acids.